Molecule: messenger RNA, 4099 nt
Organism: Polyodon spathula (Mississippi paddlefish)
Lineage: Eukaryota; Metazoa; Chordata; Actinopteri; Acipenseriformes; Polyodontidae
Gene: fbxo34
Product: F-box protein 34
Molecular function (GO): protein binding
Source: RefSeq, a predicted model, not a curated record
AAAGUAAUUUUCUCUUUUCUUUCACUUCAUAGAUAACGUUCACCAGAGCUGGGUGCUUCUCUCUUUCAGGGCGGGUGUCCCACGGUGUCCCACGGUGUCCCAUCCUGUCCUAGUGCACAAGGACUCGUAUUGCGCGCACUCGCCAAGCCACAGCAACCCCCUUGCGUGCGCGCUCCCUCCAAAGACGUCAGGACGGCACGCACUAUAUCAGUUAGCUUUGCGCCCCCCCCUUGCUAUUGAGACUAGGGGAGGGAGAGUGUGGCUAAAUAUAAAACGCAAAAUGAGUACAAUUCAUAAAAACAAGAAUAUAAACCGCCAGCCUCAGCAGCACCCGUAUUUAACAUCAAAUAUAUACUGAGCAUAAUAUUUGAGCGGCGCAACAAGAAUAGACGAAGCUGACUGAAGCUGCAACGCUUUUAUUUUUUUGCGGAGAGAUUUGCACGAAGCGCGACCCCUGCAUUCCAGUCUCCGUGCAGUUUCUUCUUUUGAACAAGCAGAAGACUGCUUCUGCUGGGGCUGAUCUGAGGAGGAGGAGCAGGCAGGAGGGUUGAGAGGAUCGUCACUCUAGGGACAGGGAGUGGAGUGCCUUGUGGAAAUGUGAAUAUGAGUUCCUGCAGAGCUGCCCUCUACAGGGAACCCCGGAAACCUGCGGCAUCCUGCACCUUCCACCCUGCGCGCCGGUCCACCACUAUGCAUCUUAAGCCAUAUCCCAAGUUUCAAAAGAAGGACUUGCCAUUGGAGAUGAGCCAGGACAGCCUCCGUGCCCAUUACCCAAGCCAGCAGGGGGCGCUGCGGACUGAGCGAUGCUCUAACGCCUGUGUCACCUGGCAACCUUGCUCACCAGGGGGCUUGCAUGGCAACGGCAUGGCCAAGCGACGCCCCUUUGGGGUGCUGUCCACCAACACCAUGUGCAAUAGCAGCAACAGCGCGGGCCCCAAACCCAGCGGGGAGUCCCUGUACGCCCGGGCCAGGAAAAGCAGGACGGCCUCUCUGAACUCCAUCACAGGGUCUCUUCUGCUGCUGUCCACCGCCUCCGAGAACGACGAUUCCUUCAACAUCCACCGGGGAGACGAGGCUGAGGGGCCUCUGGACAUCUGGGCAGUCAUCAAGCCUGGGAACACCAAGGAGAAAAUCGCCAUCUUCGCUGCCAGCAGCGACAACAGCAGCAGUGCCGGCAAUGGAAACAGAAAUCUUAGCGUCAGCAUUCGCAACAGCAGUAACAGCAGCAGCCCCAGCAGCCGGACAGUAUCGAUAAAAAUCAAGGGCAGCUGGGAGGUCGAGGGUUCCAUAGCCAAGCGCAGGAAACGAUCUGUGGACCCCGACACACUCAAGACCCCAGAGCAGAAGCCACAGCUGCAGCCCACCAGGACGAGGGAUUGUGGGGCAAGGGAGGUGGGGGGACAGUUGGACAGCAUGGUGACUGAGGGGGGGGGAGGAGAGGAAGAAACGGAGGAGGAAGAGGAUGGGGAUGGGGAGGGAGGGAAAGCCCUGUCUGUGGUGGAGAUGGUGGCAUAUUUAGAGCAGAGGGCCAGCGAUCUGCUUACAGACUGUACCAAACACUGCCCUGUGCGCAGCUUGGGUUGCGUUGGGCAAUCGAAGGGGGGGACCGCAGUGGAGCAGCAGUCUGUGUCGGAGAGCCAGGGGGACUGCGUCAGGGUGCUGGAGAUGGUGGCCAAGCUGGAGUCGGAGUGCCUCAAGAGGCAGUGUGAGCGGGAGGCCAGCGGGGGGCUGUCCCGCAACAACAGCCUGCGCAGGAACGUGGGGAGGGUGCUGCUAGCAACAGGGCAGGUUCCUCCGCUCUCCAUGCAGCAGCCAGAGUCUGAGCCACAGCAUAAUCCUCAGCAGGGUCAGAACUGUUUAGAGGAGGAGGAGGAGGAGGAGGAGGAGGAGUCUCCUGACAAAUUGAGCAAGAGGAGCCCCCAGAAAAACGGGGAUUGCUGUGAAACUCUGGCUUCAGAAACUGCCAGUUUGGUCUUCAGGGAAAGGGAAGGGAGCUAUUGCUGCGAUGGCAGCGUAGAUUUGAGAGAGCCUCUGCACUUGAAUUGCAGGCCUAAGGGCUGCUGUGAAGAGGGUAUGGAGCAGCAGGGGGAGAGGAGGAGGAGGAGGAGGAGGAGGGUGGAGGAGGAGGAGGAGGAGGAGGAGGAGGGUAGCGCUGGCGAGUCCUCCUGUGUAAUGAAGGAGGGGGACUCGGGUGCGAGAGCCGGGCCGCAGCAGGAGAGGCGAGAGGAGUACGAGCCCCACGUCGGCCAUCGUGAGGAGCAGAUUCCCGGGAUGCUGUUUUUCAGACAGACUCCGUCCUCGACUGAGCAGGACCAGCUCUCUAAGCCACCAGCAGCUGCAGCAGCAAAGAAGGAUGAGGAGGAGGAAGCAGGAAAAGAAGAAAGUAGAGAAUCGGAGCGUUCCAUAGACUCUGCCCCACAAAGAGACUCCACCCCAACAGAACUGCCCCGACCCCUGUCUGGGGAGGAGGGAGAGACUGAAAGUGAGGGCGUGUCACAGCAGCGAGAGAUGUUGCCUCUGCGCAGGCUGGUCUCCCACGAGUUCCUGGAGAUGCGCUUCAAGAUCCAGCAGCUGCUGGAGCCCCAACAGUACAUGGCCUUUCUGCCGCAUCACAUCAUAGUGCAGAUCUUCCGCUUCUUGCCCACGGAGACGCUGGCCGCACUCAAGUGCACCUGCCAUUACUUCCAGUUCAUCAUCGAGAGCUACAACGUGCGGCCCGCCGACUCCCGCUGGGUAUGCGACCCCCGCUACAGGGACGACCCCUGCAAGCAGUGCAAGAAGCGCUACGGUCGCGGGGAUGUGUCGCUCUGCCGCUGGCACCCUAAGCCGUACUGCCAGGCGCUGCCGUACGGCCCCGGCUACUGGAUGUGCUGCCACGGCUCCCAGAAGGACGCAGCGGGCUGCAGCGUGGGACUGCACGACAACCGCUGGGUCCCCGCCUUCCACAGUUUGAACAUGCCAAUCUACAAGAGAGUGCGGGGGGCUGAGGAGGACACUUCAUAGGGGUGCUGUGGGUGGGAAUAGCAGGGGGAGGGAUGUUGUGGUGGUGUGUUUGUUUUUUUUUUUUGUCUGUGUGUGCGUAAUUGAGGCCAGGUUGUUUUUACACACUUCACAAGGUAUCGCUGAAUCGUUUCUGAUCAAUCUCGGGAAGAUCUGAAUGUGUUUAUUUAAUAUUACAACGCCGUUAUUGCAUAAUUAACACGAUGGCUGCUUGCUGCUACCACAUGGUUUUUGUUCGUAAUAAAAUAAUGCCUCUGGCAUGCUUUAAUAAUGACUUCAGAGGGUAGUGGCAGGAUAGGGCUGGAGUGAAGCUGGGACUCCAAUGAAGCUAGCGUCGGCAUAACAGACACUGUGAGCAAACUCGCACUGAGCAGCCACUGCGUCGAAGAUGCCAAAUGAGUGGUCUGUAUCUCCUUGUUUCAGACAGUGAUGCACCUCUUGCUUUCACACACUGUUCAGUUUGGAGAUAUGGAAAUAGAAGUUUCAGCAUUUUGAUCUACGAGCAACGUUAUGUGCUGUAAAAAAUAUAUAUUUUAGUGGCUUGGCAGUCUGGCGCAAAGGGUGAGUGAGAUUUAUAUGAUAUGUUCCUAGCGUAUAGAGAAUACAUUGUCUGUUUUAAAGUACGUUUUUGUUUUUAAUUUGGUCUGCACCAGUGAUGACAUUGACAGUUUGGAGUUAUUUUCUUGCUGUAAUUCUGAGUGAUUGGAGCCUGUCUCCUGCGCUGUUUACAAUGUAUAUAAUAGUGAGUCCUAUCAAUUCAUACAGGGUGAGGGGCUAUGCAUGUGCAGUACUUGAGAGCGUCUGCAACCCUCUGUGGAUCAAACACAGGAUUCUACCCCUGCCUUGUACAUAUUUAAAGAAUCCAGGUUGUACAUGUGUGUAUAUAUAAAGUAUAGAACUGGCACAGCCACUUAACCACUACAGUGCAGCUAUGCGAGCAUUGCAGAUAUUAGUGUUUAUUUUUGCGUCUGUUUUUUCUUGUUUUAUGUUAUUCUCCUAUCUAUUAUAAUUUUUUUGAUUCUGAAAAGACACCUAAUAUGGAGUUCUAAACUUUGUUCUUUUUAUUUGUAUGUAUGCAUGUGUGUAAUUUAUAUAUAUA